AUGCGAGGAAGUCAUGCCGCACGCGACGCAGGCCCAGAGCCUCGCGAACUGGGCAACAAGGAUGACGCAUCUUUUCAGGUGAUCGUGCUGGGAUCGACCGGUGGACCUCGUGAGGACAAUAUCACGGGGAUGUUGGUGCGGGCACCCCAGUCGGAAUGGCGCAAGAGUUCCAUGAUCGCGGUCGAUGCUGGAGCCCACUUGUCCAGCAUGAUCCGCAUCCUCCAGAGGGAAAUGCCUUUGAAUUCUGAGAAAGUGCCGGCAAAGGGAUACUCGCAGCUGUUGGAAAAGGGCCCUUUUGCUGGCCUUCGCUUUCCCAAUAUUAGUGCAAAGGCCAAUGCACUAUACAUCUUCCGCGAAAUUCUCCAUGGCUUCCUCAUCACGCAUCCGCACCUGGACCAUCUCUCGGGCAUGGCGAUCAAUACCCCAGCGCUUGAAUACGGCAGAGAGGCGAAAGCGAUUGUGGCUUUACCGUCCACCAUUGAAGCUAUCAAGAAUCACAUUUUCAACGACUGGCUGUGGCCAAACUUGUCGGAUGAAGGGAACGGAGUUGGUUUUGUGACCUACAGGCGGCUGAUUGAGGGUGGAAAUCCUCGUCUCGGAUUGGGUGAAUCUCGAGGUUAUGUCAAUGUCUGCGACGGGUUGGCCACCAAGUGUUGGAGCAUCAGCCACGGUAAAUGCCACCGAAGACAACACAGCGCGUCCUUUCAGCAUGGCGACUCUUUCGGAUACCCUGACUAUAAUUUUCCAUCUAGGAGACUAUCGAGGAUAUCAGAUGACCACGGCUAUUUUGCCGCGGUGGCUCAGCAACAAUCGCAGAAUGCUGGCGCCUAUCCCCCAGGUCCAGUUCAGAUGUCUACCGGUCCAGUGACACCUGGCGGUCCUCUCGCCUCGAGCAUCUUGGACAACAGCCAUCUCUUUGAACCAGUCUCCAGCUCUGCCUUCUUCAUUCGCAACGAUGCCACGGGCAACGAGCUGCUGAUCUUUGGCGAUGUCGAACCCGAUUUGGUCAGUAUGUCGCCUCGCAACCAUAUCGUCUGGGAUGACGCGGCUGGCAAGGUUGCCAGUGGCAUGCUCAAAGCCAUCUUCAUCGAGUGUUCAUAUGAUGACAGCGUGCGCAACGAGGAUCUUUAUGGGCACCUGUGCCCAAGACAUCUGGUUGCCGAGCUCACAUUCCUGGCCAAUUGUGUCAUCAAUCGGCGGAAACCGAGGACUUCUAGCGACGGCGCCCUCAUUGAAACAAACCUCGACGGGCCAACACCCAGUCGGCCCGUUACAGGUUCGUCGGUACCAGAUUUGCUAAUGCGGCAGCCACCGACCCCAUCAGAGCUAAAACGCAAACGAAAACGGGCAAUGAACGGCGAUCUAGCCAUCACGCCGGAACUCGCACGCGCCGGUUUUGGCGGCUUGCCUUCGCCUCAAGCUAUAUCCAGCGGUUAUGUAGGGAACCGAGCGGUCUCGUCGACCCGCCGAAAGCGUUCACACGAGCCGCGUGAAAGCGACCACGUAAACGCUCCGCCCACUCCUGGGCGCGGUCGCAGUGUCACUUUCCAAGCGGACUCGACCAUUGUAAAUGCCCAAUCUUCGGGCGAUCUUGCCCUCGCAGCGGGAUCAAAGUCGCCUGCUCAGCAUCACCAACACUCAUCUUUGCUCCCUGGUUCGGCAACCUCUCAGCGGGAAAGGCUGCCCGAACCUCUCAAAGGUGUGACGGUACAUAUUAUUCAUGUGAAGGACACGUUGCUAGACGGUCCCGCACCAGGGGAUGUGAUACUUGGGCAGCUUCGGGCCUUGGGUGAGGAAGCAGGACUAGGGUGCGACUUUAAUGUGACGAAUUGUGGCGACAGUAUCUGGGUCUAG
Molecule: messenger RNA, 1854 nt
Organism: Fonsecaea erecta
Lineage: Eukaryota; Fungi; Ascomycota; Eurotiomycetes; Chaetothyriales; Herpotrichiellaceae
Exons: 2
Coding region: 1-1854 (617 amino acids)
Biological process (GO): cGMP catabolic process; negative regulation of glucose mediated signaling pathway; cAMP catabolic process
Molecular function (GO): 3',5'-cyclic-AMP phosphodiesterase activity; 3',5'-cyclic-GMP phosphodiesterase activity
Source: RefSeq, a predicted model, not a curated record